GCUUCAGGACAUGGGCGCGCUGAACAGUAACCUGGUUACCAACUACCACCAAGGCUGGCGGCUGGUAACGGCCAUGUGGUUACACGGCGGCGUGGUGCAUCUCGUGUGUAACCUCCUCGGCAUCGCCUUCCUGCUCAACCGCCUCGAGAAGGAGUUCGGGCUGUGGCGACCGACGGCCAUCUACCUUCUCAGUGGGUUCUUUGCUGCCGUCUUCUCAUGCCUCUUUCUCGACACACAGAUCAGCGUGGGUGCAUCUGGAGCGUUGUUUGGGCUGGUGGGUGCGUGCCUGUCGGAACUGCUGAUCAAAUGGAAGCUCUAUGACAACAGGGUAUGGCAUUGGGUGCUUGCUUUCUUUGAUGAGUAG
Molecule: messenger RNA, 364 nt
Organism: Closterium sp. Naga37s-1
Lineage: Eukaryota; Viridiplantae; Streptophyta; Zygnematophyceae; Desmidiales; Closteriaceae
Source: the annotation of a GenBank genome assembly